CUUCGCAUUCACAAUGCAGCGGGUUCUCAGCUCUGGCCGGCAGCGGCUCCAAACCCGUUCCUGCGGUGGAGUGUGUUUCUUCCCCUCUUGAUCCGGAGCAGCCCGGGAGGAAAAGCCUGUCAGGGCUGAAUUUACAGCCCUGGAUGCCUGCCUGCCCCGAUCGCUCUCACGCGGACGGAGUGGGGCUGGGACCAGCGCUCCCUCGCUCGGAGGUGGAUGCGGCGUGGCUGGGAGCGCACGGCGGGCUUUGGGAAGAGAGGUCCCCGGACGUGGCCGCUGAGCGCCCGGCUUCACCGCCCUGCCCAGCGCAGAGAGCCCCUUCCUCCGCCGGAGCCCCCCGCUGGCUCUGGACCAUGCGCCUGGGGAGGGCCAGUUUACCUGCGGGGAGCAGCCGGUCCCGGCACCAGCAGCCACGGGCAAGUCAGAGUGAAUCCCCUAUUGUGCAGCCAGGACACGAGGUGGAGAGUGACUUAUAAUGGCUGGGAAACGACACUUAGAGGACCUGGACCCUGUGGCCUACAACAAGUUACCUCGGCUGGAGACAGAGCCAAAUUGUGUCCUCCCCACGGGCUUGUGUAAAUCAAGCCCCUUGCCUAGUCAUGGCUCUGAAAACCAUUUCAGCUACAAGGGAACCUACUUUGCUUAUCCGCUGCAAAGCCCCGAUGGGAUUGAGUCUCUGACCCAUUGGAGUCCAGCCGCAUCUUACAUGCAAUAUCCAGGUAAUGCUGCCAGCCAGCACAUGAGGACAGAUGGUGCGCUGAUGAACUGCCUGCUGUACGGACGAGAAGCUGAGAGCCUGGCGGUAAGACUCCGGCGCUCUGGUGCUGACAAAGGGAAGGACAGCAUGGUCCGAGACCACCUGGUUGCUCAGGAGAAGUGGGCAAAUCAUAUGCAGCAGGCUCAGGGCCAUGCUUUCCCAGUGCAAAAACCUGGGCUCCUAAACAAAACAGUUGCUCAGGCACCUACAGGGUAUUCCACCUUGGCAGUGCCCAAGCCAGUUUAUAGAAGCCCUGUUUGCUAUGUGGACCCCAGGGCUUCUAUGUCCUUACAAACUCAGAUGGAGAGUAUGCAGAAGAGGCCGUCAGAAGUGGAAUGGACUGUACCAGCCCCAGUACCCUCAGGGCACUAUAUCCAUGCAAAAGACCAGUCUUGUGGAACUGCUUUACCCAAGAGAGCCCAUCAUCCUGAUCCCAGCUUCCUGCAGUUACACCAAGGCACAGGGGUUCCCACUAAAGAGAUGGUAGCAGCCUCUGUAGGCUUUCCACCUUACCACGCAGCAUUUGAGAAAUACAGAGUACAUCAAAGCACCUCCUUUCUUGAAGCAAACUACCCAGCCGUGUACAACAACCAGAAAAGGGCCAAAGAUGUACAUGGCAGCAGCUUAUCCCAGCAUACAUGGUCCAAGCUACAGCCUGCUGCUGCCAGCCCACUGGCCCAUUCCCAAACAGCAGCCUAUCGGGAUAGAUCUCCAGCUUGCUACUCAGUGUCUCACUACCCACUGACCUCACACAAGCAAACAUUUCUUUAUCAGGAGGCCCCUCAUGCUGAGGAACAGAAUGGCACUCUGUCGACCUUGCCAACUGCAGGUGGCUACAAAGGAACCAACUUUCCAGGAAGUGGGGAACCUCGGCCCUUUUCUAGCACUUACCUGAGACAUCAUUCCCCAAGAGGCUAUUAUGCCAGCCCUCUGGAGAGCUAUGUGUAUAGCCCAGCUGGUCUAAUUCCAGUGGCCUCUCCAGCUUUGAAGCCUGGAGUUUCUUCUAGCGAACUGGAGCUCCAGCAGAAUUCCAGCUGCAAAGUGGACUAUCUGCAGCAGAACCCCAGUUUUGUUUUUGCACCUUCUGACAUGGCUUUGUACAAUGCCUCCUUAGCCAAUACGGAUGCGGGUCAUGAUGGGCACAUUGACAGCAGAGUAGCUACUUCUCAUGGGACUCAGUCGGUGAGGGAGAAUCCCAGAAGCAAAGAGGUUGCUAACCAGCACGGUGCUUUCCAACUGAUUGGUGCUCUAGAUAGGCUACCCAACAGCUCCAAAAGGCUCACUGAAGCACUACCUAAAGGAGAGCCAGGCUAUGGGUCGGGCCUGUGUCAGACAGAACAACCCAACCUGCAUGGGAAGGAACAAUCCCACUCAGAGAGAAGGUCCAGCUUAUCCAUGAAAGAGCCUAUGCACAGAAACACAGGGAUUCAUGAAGCUCAGUUAGGAGCUCCCAUUGUCAUUACUGAUAGUCCAGAUCCGUACCACCACCACAAAAAAGGAGAAGCCCCCAAGGUCAAAGGCAGGCUUGUUUCCUCACCCCAGAUAAUUUCCUCUGAGGAGGGACUGAAAAGCCUGGCAGAUGCAGGUUCUCCUCCCUCCUCCCCACCUAUGCCAGUUAUCAACAAUGUCUUUAGCCUGGCACCUUACCGGGACUACAUAGAAGGGUCCAAAGAGUCGGCAGAGAUUCCCUUAUCAAAAGAUCACCAAGAGGAAGAGUCCCCCUUCCGAAACAGCCUAGCAAGUGGAGACUGUAAGGCUGUCUCAGAGCCACCUUCUGCCAAGGAUUCAUCAGAAAAACCUCUUGGGAAAGAAGCAACCCAGGCCCUAAAAGCAGAGAUUGGGAUGGGUGAAAACCUCAAUGCGAUACAGCAGGAUGGAAGCUGUAACAGCAGGACUUGUGAGAUCUACAAGCCAAAGAUUCUGCCACGCAGCCUGCCAGCAAGAAGUGAGCCACAGAGCAGCGGCAUCAGUGCUCCAGCUGCCACUGGGAGCAGGGAACUUGCUCAAGAAGAUGUAGUGCUAGACCUCAGCUUGAAAAAAGAGCUAGUGAAGGCCAAUGAUCCUCUGAGCCCAGCUGGACAGACCGAGGUGACUCCUAAAGGAGAAUGUGGUGAGGAGGAGGUGAAAGAGGGACCACUCAAAAAGCAGAGGGUGUUCGAGAGUUCCAAGACCCAGGCCUUGCCUUUGUCAGUGGAAAAUAGCUCCGGGGACAAGAGCAACUUCCAGAGCUCGACAGCCUUCAUGUUCAAAAAAUACAAAAUCUCUAAAUCUCUCCCGACACGAGCAGUGCCCCCAGUACAGGCCAAUAGUCCCCUGGCAGCCACGCAGGGCCCCCUGGCAGCUUCCCAGGCCAAUAGUCCCCUGGCACCCGCGCAGGGUCCUCCGGCAGCCGCCCAGGCUAACAGCCCCCCGACAGUGACACAGGAUCCCCUUGCAGCCACCCAGGCCAACAGUUGCCCAGCACCCAUCCAGGCCAACAGCCCCCCAGCAGCGAUGCAGGGCCCUCCAGCACCCAUCCAGGCCAACAGCCCCCCAGCAGCGACGCAGGGCCCCCCAGUACCCAUCCAGGCCAACAUCCAACCCUUGCAGAUGACGUGCCUUUAUCUGAAACUUCCCGACAUUUCAAAGUCUCUGUCCCCCAGUGCCCCAGAGGCCUCCCCGGCACUGGGUGAGGCCAAUGUCUCGCUGCCCAGCAACUGUGAGCCCCCUGCCCAGCAGACUUCAUCCACCCAAUAUUUCACUGCAUUGCACAUAUCUCUCUGCAACAGGAUUUCAUAUUUUGUGUCCGGAACAUCUCCGGAGCUCCUCAAGCAGUGGCUGAGGAGGGUGGAGCUGGAUGGGGAGCAGAAAGAGAGCUCAAAAUCUCCGCUCAAACCCAAGAAUGGUUCCCGGAUCCUGGAAGCUCAGAAAGCCUCCAAAGGCAAGGAGAUCUGGCUGGGUUUCCAGGAUAUCAGCAUGCUCCUCAGCAAGCUGCUGUCUCAGCUGGAGACCUUCAUGUUCACUCGCAAGUGCCCCUUCCCACAUGUGGUUCGAGCAGGUGCCAUCUUCAUUCCUAUUCAUGUGGUGAAGGAGAAACUGUUCCCCAAGCUUUCUGGAGCAUCUGUGGACCACGUGCUGCAGGAGCACAAGGUGGAGCUGCGCCCCACCACCCUGUCUGAGGAGAAGCUUUUGAGGGACUUAGAGCUUAAGUGCUGUACUUCCAGGAUGCUGAAGCUGCUCGCCCUGAAACAGCUGCCUGACAUCUACCCAGACCUUCUGAAUCUCCACUGGCAUGACUGUGUCAAGCACUAUCUUGGUGAACCUGGUGCAGGGACUCUGACAGAUGAAGGCAAAGGAGUAGCAGUGGAUUACGUGAAGAAGAAAGCAACUGGGGGCCUGAUGAGUGCAAGAGCCGGAACGCCGGCCAACUUGUUCAAGGGAAAGCACAGGAAAGGAAAGUUUCUGAUCUCAUCUAAACAGGGGUCUCCUUUCCAGGAGGGGACUGCUGCCCUGGGACAAGAGAAAACCGAGUCGCUUGACGAAAAGCCUCAGGGAAGCUUCUCCCCUCCUCAUGGAGGGGAUACUUUGCUCAAGGAUGGGAGACCAUCUUCCCAGGUUGUUCCCAGCUCCCUGGAUUCAAAACCAAAUGGACUCCCACCACCCUCUGGUGCCAAGAGGCAACUUCUCCAAACCCAAAAGCCUUGUAGGACCCUUCAGCUGAAGCUGACCAGUAAGGCAUCCAGGAAGACCAGGAGUACCUCAAGGGUUUUGCAUCUCCGGAACUCAAUGGUCCGGAUCAAAUUCCAGAGGGUCCUUCGGGGAGCACAGAGGACUCCUCUCCAUGACACUAGCGGGAUGAGGGGGAGGGGUCCAGCUUCAAGGCGAGGCUGCUCCCUCCUCAGCAAGACCUUCAGGCACGAGGCGGAGAGUCCGACCUCCCCAUCCAGGUACCCGGAACUGGUGGGCAAGCGGAUCAGACAUCUGUAUGAGGAGAAUGACAAAACAGAGGCCUGGUACCAGGGGGUGGUGCUGAGGAUCCACAAGCAUCACAAGGACCCCCUCAAGACCGUGUAUGAGGUGAAGUAUGACAGUGAGCCUGAGUGGCAGUACUACCUGGAGAUCCUGCAGGACUACAAGAAAGGCUGGCUGAAAGUGGAUGAAUGAAAGUGGACCUUGGCCAUCGCUGGUGGCUCGCAGCACUAAUGGCUCCAACUCAGUAAGAGUAAAAAGCUCUGGGGCUUGUUUAUUGUCUUCCCCACCAUGGUCUCAUCUCAGUCAAUGGACUAAACGGACCCAGGUGUCGAUGGGGAGAAAAGCCACAUAACUAAAUAAGUUCAUUCCUUUCUCCUCCUCCACUCCCCCUGCACCUUCUGAAUGGACAUCAAAGCACCAAUGUGCCUUGUGCCUGUAGCAGGAAGUCCAGAAGAUAAAUUCCACAUGGAAGGCAACUGGACUUGGUUCAGUGGGAGAGGAAUAAUUGCAUCUAUUCAAAGCAAUAUUUCCCCCAGACUGACCAUUCUCCCCUAAUCCAUAACCUCCCAUCAUUCCUUAUUGGCAUGGAUAUCCCCCACCGGGGAGAGCAGUCUCCUUCCUGGAGGCUGGGCUCUCACAUGGAGGCCACCUUCAUUGUUCAAAGGGGACAGGCCCUCCACGUGCACAACCCCAGCAGCCUAUAGAGGGCACCACACCAAGCACAUGUAGCUCAGGAGUACAGCAGGGAAGUGGUGUCACUCUGUUUUUCCACUAGGCACCUUUUCUUUUCAUCUCCUUUGCUCCCACUUGAUUUUUGUUGGAUCAUCUCUCUCUUUACACAGCCUCCCGGCCACUGUUUUCAGAUAGAAUGUAUUUCUGCUCUUUCACGCUCACCUGACAGUUUGUGCAGGUUCCUGUUCAAAAUGCACCCUAUGAGCAAUCCCCCCUUGGUCUAGCUGGUGACUGCUGGAGACACAAUAUCCUUGAAGCUGAGUUGCAAUUGGACACAUGGGGCUUGAUUCUGCUACCACGGAGUCAGUGGGAGUCAGGCCAUGACUUUCAUGGAGCAGGAUCUGGCUCUUACAGUCAAAAUUUGUGAUUUUUGUGCACUCUAUGCAAUCCUCUUGGAGAUGGUUUGAUCUUGCACAGGAUCUAAACUGGUGCUGAAUGUGGUCCUUAUACAUCUCCCCCUGCCCCCAACACACAUAGUUUCUUAAUUUUUUUAAAUAUUUCUUUUUAGUUUAAUAUUCUAUGGUGGGUUUUGAAAGUGCAUUUUCUGUGGAGCUGGAAGCUCUACAAGAGACAGACUAAGCCCACUCAUGUUAAUGGCCUCAUUGCUUCCAGAGCAGUUUGAGUGGGCUUGCUGAUUUAAGUGUUUUAAGAACACUUCAGAAUGUACAGCACUGAUUGGCUGGGACAGGGGCAGUAGCUGGCUCUGUUUUCCAUUGCUAAGUUUGUAAACCUUUCCUCUUUCAGAUCUGUAUCUGAUCUGCUUGGCAGAGUAGCUUUUUUUUUUUGGGGGGGGGG
This is a messenger RNA of Mauremys mutica (yellowpond turtle), 6235 nucleotides long. RefSeq names its product chromosome 11 C15orf39 homolog (gene PRMT2IP). The record is from RefSeq and is a predicted model, not a curated record. The transcript has 3 exons. NCBI's taxonomy places the organism in Eukaryota, Metazoa, Chordata, Testudines, Geoemydidae. Bases 476 to 4900 code for a protein of 1474 amino acids.